Molecule: messenger RNA, 1188 nt
Organism: Encephalitozoon intestinalis ATCC 50506
Lineage: Eukaryota; Fungi; Microsporidia; Unikaryonidae
Exons: 1
Coding region: 1-1188 (395 amino acids)
Source: RefSeq, a predicted model, not a curated record
AUGGACAUUUCGGAUCUCUUGGAAAGAUGCAAGGACAAAGCAUUUGUAAAUGACAACAAGGAGCAGAUAAGAACGAAGAUGAUCCAGCAGCCUCUAAGGGACCAAGUCCGAAGCUUACUUGGGACAAAAAGGAACACUGCUAUAGUAAGGUUGAUUGAAGCUGUAGAGGCACCUGCAGAUGAACUCGUUCCCUCCAUUGAGGACAGGAAGAACAUCAAUCAAUAUGUGUACUCAACAUAUUACUACCUCUAUAAGAUGGGCCUGAUUAGGAGGGAGAAAUUUGAGGAUGUGAAGAAGCACUUCCAAUGCAUGAAAAAUUACGAGAAGAUGUUUGAAGAUACGGAAAACUCAUUUAUAAUAUCUAAGAUUGAAGCAGACAGAAGAAGAGACAAGAUGAUCAAGAGGGAAUUCAACAAAGCAAGCGACACAAAAGAAGAGAUAAAGUCACUUCUAAUUGAGCUCCCUGAAAUAACCACCAAAGAGGUGUGCGAAAUCAAGGAUGGGUUGACUAGUGUCCGAAGUGUAUUUGUGAUUGAUCUUGAUCCCAUAUUUGGAAUUGGAGGGCUAAGAUGCCAGGCAAAGGAAGAGACAUCAAGAAGAAUCUCCGAGAUCAGAGACAUUCUAUUUUGCAUCGACAACAGUUGCUCUAGAAUCAUCACCCUCGGGAGCUUGGGUGAGGAAGACGGAGGAGAAGGCCAUGAAGCAACUACACUUCGGAACUUGAAGAGGGACAAAUACCAUCGGUUUGAAAGGAUAUUUAACAGCUCAGAAAGGUUCAAGUUUACAUGCACGCCUCUUUUCUACAGUGUAGAUAGGCUACUUAAAAGCCGAAUAACACGUCUAUACGACUCUGUUGUGAAGCUCCAUAGAACAAAGCAGACAGUCUACUUUGUCUCUGCCCGUCCUCUUCCUCAGAUUCUUGCCGAGCUUCUUUUCUUUGAAUAUUCGAGUUUCGACAUAAGAACGGUGGUUUCGACGAAGGAUGUUUCGUUUGAUGUGUACAAAGAAAUACAGAGAAAGGAGGAUGCAAGGGUGGUUGCUGUUGGGGGAGAGCCAUCUUUUUACCAAGAGAAGGGAAAUAUCUACAAGAUAGGGUACGAGAACUUCAGAAAAAUGGUUGAGGGGAUUCUGGAGCCUGACGAAAGUAUGGAAAGGGAUAGCAAGAACCUUUCUGUCUCUUCUGCAUAG